Prunus armeniaca (apricot) is the source of this 348-nucleotide messenger RNA. Lineage: Eukaryota; Viridiplantae; Streptophyta; Magnoliopsida; Rosales; Rosaceae. The record is from the annotation of a GenBank genome assembly.
AUGUCGGUGCCACGUUCACUAUCAGUCCCGAGUAGUAAAGAAUGGAGAUCGGGGAAAGAGCCCGAGCAAUCCUGGAAGAAGUCUCAUCACACCCCUCAAGUCGUUUUGGGUUUGAACUCGCCCAAUAUCGGGUUCGCCUCGAGUACUCCAUCUCGCCUGCACCCUCAUCAGGAUCCUAUCCCUCGUGUUCCUCCUCAUACUAGCUUAGGGGGUGAGAAUGAUUUUAAUCCUCUUGAAGUUUGGAGGCCUACAUUUGUGAAGUUGGACAGAAGUUUAGUCACCCUUAGCGACGGACUAUGGUGUAACCCUGCGCUUCAGAUGUUUUCUUGCGGGUCUGGCCUAUCCUAG